AUGCAGGACCUCCUGUCAGUCGCAGUCAUUUCUCCGGCAUGCAGCUAUCACACAACUGCUGUCUACGUGCAAUUUGGAGUAGAGGUUCCAGUUGAGCCACAGCCUGCCUCCGUUUCCUCCGCCUCUCUUGAACAUAUCCAAAUUUUGUUAUAUUGGUUAAUUCUACAUUUCUUCCUUCCUUUCUUCGUUUCUUUUCUUCUUUCUUUCUUCUUUUUCUUUCUUUUUUGUUCCUUCUUUUUCACCCUACCUUUCAUUUUUUUCGUGUUUCCUUCCUUCCUUCCUUCCUUCCUUCCUUCCUUCCUUCCUUGUUCUUUCCUUCCGUUCAUUUUCCCAUACUUCCUUCCGUUCAUUUUCCCAUACUUCCUUCCGUUUGUCCGUCUUUCUUUCUUCUUUCCUUUGUUUUUCCUUUCCUUCCUUCCUUCCUUCCUUCCUUCCUUCCUUCCUUCCUUCCUUCCUUCCUCACUUAUUUCCUACUUUCCUCAGUUAUUCUUUCCUUUCGCCCAUUUUCCCAUUCUUUGUUCCGUCUGUCCGUAUUUCCUUUGUCCUUUCCUUUCUUCUUUCCUCGCAUCCGACUUUCUUUUUUUCUUUCCUUCCUUCCUUCCUUCCUUUCUUCUCUCCUUCCUUCCAUCUUUCCUCCCUUGUUCUUUCCCUCCGUCCAUUUUCCCAUACUUCCUUCCGACUUUCCUUCUUCUUUCCUUUCUUCUUUCCUUCUUUCCUUUGUCCUUUCCUUUCUUUCUUCCUUCCAUCCGACUUUCCUUCCUUCCUUCCUUCCUUCCUUCCUUCCUUCCUUCCUUCCUUCCUUGUUCUUUCCCUUCCUCCAUUUUUUUCCAUCCUUCCUUCAGUCCGUCCGUCUUUCCUUCUUCCUUCCUUUGUCCUUUCCUUACUUCCUUCUUUCCAUCCGACUUUCCUUCCUUCCUUCCUUCCUUCUUCCUUCCUUCCUCACUUCUUUCCUUCUUUGUUCUUUCCUUCCAUUUAUUUUCCCAUUCCUUGUUCCGUCUGUCCGUCUUUCCUUCUUCUUUCCUUUGUCCUUUCCUUUCUACCUUCCUUCCAUCCAAUUUACUUUCCUUCCUUCCUUCCUCCCUUUUUUCCUUCCUCACUUUUUUCCUUCUUUCCUCCCUUGUUCUUUCCCUUCGUCCAUUUUCCCAUCCUUCCUUCCGUCUGUCCGUCUUUCCUUCUUCUUUCCUUUGUCCUUUCAUUUCUUCCUUCCUUCUAUCCGACUUUCUUUCUUUCUUUCUUUCUUUCUUUCUUUCCUUCCUUCCUUCCUUCCUUCCUUGUUCUUUCCCUCCGUCUAUUUUCCCAUUCUUCCUUCCGUCUGUCCGUCUUAUCCUUCUUCUUUCCUUUUUUUACCUUUCUUCGUUCCUUCAAUCCGACAUUCCUUCUAUCCUUCUUUCCUUCCCUCCUUCCUUCCUUCUUUCCUCCCUUGUUCUUUUCUUCCGUCCAUUUUCCAAUUCUUCCUUCCGUCUGACUGUCUUUCCUUCUUUCCAUUGUCUUUUCUUUCUUUCUUCCUUCCUUCCAUCCGACUUUCCUUCCUUCCUUCCUUCCUUCCUUCCUUCCUUCCUUCCUACUUUCCUCCCUUGUUCUUUUCCCUCCGUCCAUUUUGCCAUCCUUCCUUCCGCCUGUCUGUCUUUCUUUCUUCUUUCCUUUGUUUUUCAUUUCUUCCUUCCUUCCAUCCAAUUUACUUUCCUUCCUUCCUUCCUUCCUUCCUUCCUUCCUUCCUUCCUUCUUUUGUUCUUUCCUUCCGUCCAUUUCACCAUUCUUCCUACCGUCUAUCCGUCUUUCCUUCUUCUUUUCUUUCCUUCCUUCCUUCCUUCCUUCCUUCCUUCCUUCCUUCCUUCCUUCUUCCCUUGUUCUUUCCCCCCGUCCAUUUUGCCAUCCUUUCUUCCGCCUGUCCGUCUUUCUUUCUUCUUUCCUUUGUUUUUCUUUUCUUCCUUCCUUCCAUCCAAUUUACUUUCCUUCCUUCCUUCCUUCCUUCCUUCCUUCCUUCCUUCCUUCCUUCCUUCCUUCCCUUGUUCUUUCCUUCCGUCCAUUUUACCAUUCUUCCUUCCGUCUGUCCGUCUUUCCUUCUUCUUUUCUUUCUAUUUUCCUUCCUUCCUUCCUUCCUUCCUUCCUUCCUUCCUUCGGUCCAUUUUCCCAUCCUUCCUUCCGUCUGUCCGUCUUUCUUUGUUCUUUCCUUUGUUUUUCCUUUCUUCCUUCCUUCCUUCCUUCCUUUCUUCCUUCCUUCCUUCCUUCCUCACUUCUUUCCUUCUUUCCUCCCUUCUUCUUUCCCUCCGUUCAUUUUGCCAUCCUUCCUUCCUUCCUUCCUUCCUUCUUUUGUUUUUCCUUUCUUCCUUCCUCCCAUCCGUCUUUCCUUUCUUCCUUCCUUGUUCUUUCCUUCCGUCCAUUUUCCCAUUCUUCCUUCCGUCUGUCCGUCUUUCCUUCUUCUUUCCUUUGUCCUUUCCUUUCUUCCAUCCGACUUUCUUUCUUUCCUUCCUUCUUUUUUCAUCUUUUCCCCUCUCUUCCUUCCUUCCUUCCUUCCUUCCUUCCUUCCUUCCUUUCUAUUUUCAUUUCUUUCUUUCUUCUUUCCUUCUAUACUUUCUUUCCAAUCUUCUUUCAUUCUUUCUUUCUUUUUCCUUUUCCCUUCUUCCUUCCAUAGCGUUUCUUUCUUUGUUUCUUCUUUUCUUUCCGAUCAUUUUUUUUCUUCCUUUCUUUUCGUUGUUCCUUUCUUUCUACCUUCAAUUUUUUUGGUCUUUCUUUCUUUCUGUUUUCUUUAUUUCUUUCUUUCUUUCUUUCUUCCAUUUUGGUAUUUUUCUUUCUUUAUUCUUACUGUUUACUUUUCUUUCUUUCUUUUUUUUCUGUCUUUUCCUUCUUUUCUUUUCGAUCUUUCUUUCUUUCUUACUUUCUUCAUUCCUUCCCUUGUUUUCGGUCUUUCGUCCUCCCCCUUUAUUCUUUCUUUAUUUCUCUCUUUCUUUCUUUCUCUCUUUCUUUUUUCCUUCUUUCUUUCUUUCUUUCUUUUCAUCUAUACUCUUCUUUUUCUUUCCAUCUGUAUUUCUCUUCAUUCUCUUAUGUCUGUUCCAUUCUUUCUUUCUUCCGUAUAUUCUUUCUUGA
Molecule: messenger RNA, 3084 nt
Organism: Acanthosepion pharaonis
Lineage: Eukaryota; Metazoa; Mollusca; Cephalopoda; Sepiida; Sepiidae
Source: the annotation of a GenBank genome assembly